AUGCGUCUCCGCGUACAAAUGCCGAGGCGGCGAUAUGCUCUAGCGACUGUCGCUGCCUCAGGUGCUAUGCUCGCUGUGAAGCCUGUCUUCGCCCAAAACAAUGGCGGCAACGACAACGACAACGACAACGAUGAUAACGACCAGAGCAGUGGUGGAGCGGACUCACCGGCGUCCGAGACUCAAGAAGAUUCGGCACCAGAGUCAACAGCAGAGCCAGCGUCGGAAACGACGGAUGAACCCGCAGCUGAACCCACCAGCACCGAGGACGAGCCAGAGACCACUGCUGAACCCGAAUCAACGGCCACCGAAGAAGAAGAAGAGCCCACCAGCACGGCAGAGGAAGAGCAGACAUCGAUCACAGAGGAGCCUACCGAAACCACGACAGCGGCCGACAACGAGGACGGGACGACCCAGUUCGGAGGCGGUAUCACUGGAGGCCCAACGCUCACCCGCGGAUUUGGUAUUCCAGAGUAUCCUGCUGCGACUGUCCCUCCGACGUACCAUGCUCCGUUCAUGCACCAUUCGAAAGCCCCUGAUGGUACCGUCUUCAUCAUUGUUGGCGCCAUUUUGGGCGCCUUCGGACUUGGCAUCCUUCUCUGGCGUUUGAUCGGGGGCCUGCUGCUCCAUCGAUCCGUCGAGCGUGCCGCUAUGGCACAGCACGACGCGAACAGCAAGGCUGGCUUUCCGGCACCUCCUGCUCCGUUUUACAAGUACACCGACCAGGGGUCCAACAUGUCCCUUAGCGGUGGCGCUGCUGCUGGCCGUGGUGCUCGCCGAACAAACCGCGGCCCGACCCCUUCUGCAAACCCAAGCCACUCGAACCUGUUCUUUUCGCCAACUGCUGCCGGCACGGGCAGUACUGGCAAUCGCAGCUCGACAUUCCUCCCCUCUGGUUUCUACGCUGCAGGGGGUAACGCUGGGGGCGCGAACCACACUCACUCCAUCAGCUUGACAAACCUGCGGCCAGAUUCGCGGGGCCAUGGCGCCGCGCGUAACAUGACCGGCCCUUCGCCUCCCGACUCCCCAUCAUUCGCUGCUCGCCGAGACAUCAGCGCAUCGACGCUCAACCGCCCGAGCAGCCAACGGGCGCCCAGUGCCUACCUCGACGAUUUGCUGGCUGACGAUCCGGGCGCGCUGCCGCCCCCGCACAUGCCCCCGUCGACUGGACCACGCCACUCGAACCUGGGCCCUGGGUCGAACCGAUUUUGA
Emericellopsis cladophorae is the source of this 1209-nucleotide messenger RNA. RefSeq lists its product as uncharacterized. Bases 1 to 1209 code for a protein of 402 amino acids. NCBI's taxonomy places the organism in Eukaryota, Fungi, Ascomycota, Sordariomycetes, Hypocreales, Bionectriaceae. Gene Ontology annotation, cellular component: fungal-type vacuole. The record is from RefSeq and is a predicted model, not a curated record. The transcript has a single exon.